This is a messenger RNA of Paramecium sonneborni, 1386 nucleotides long. Lineage: Eukaryota; Ciliophora; Oligohymenophorea; Peniculida; Parameciidae. The record is from the annotation of a GenBank genome assembly.
AUGUUGCAAAGAGCAGUCUUAAUAUUAUGUCCACUCUGUGAAUUAGAAUUUGAACCAAAAUUAACUAAAACAAAUAUUUGUCCUAAUUGUUUAAUUGCGUAAAUGAAUAUUACUAAAGGUACUUUUACAUUUUAGCUAGAUAUCGAUAAUGAUAAAGAAAUCUUAUUUUGCCGAUAUUGCAGAAGAUAUUAAAGACCUCCUUGGGUUCUUUGUGAAAGAGAUUCAAAAGAGUUAUUAGCUAUCUGCUUAAAAAAAGUAAUUGGGUAAAAUUUUUUUAAUUUAAUUACUAGAUUAUCUGAAAAGACAAUAAUUGAUACAAAGUUUAUUUUUACAGAGCCAAGCACCAAACAAAUAAAAUUAUAGAUUACUGUAUAAUAAGAGGCUAUGAAUGGUACUUAUAUUUAGGAUUCAAAAAUAUUAAAUUUUGAAGAAGUUUAUUAUUAGUGUGAAGAUUGCAAGCGAGAAUUUACUCCUCAUAUUUGGGGAGCUUGUAUUUAAUUAAGACAAAGAGUUAAUCAUAAAAAAUCAUUUUUUUAUUUAGAAUAAUUAAUUUUGUAACAUCGCAUGAAUUAGUAAAUGCUAAAAGUAGAAUCAGCAGAUGAUGGAAUGAAUUUUUAUUUUAAAUAAAAAAAUCAAGCUCUUCAUAUGUUAGAAUUUAUUCGAUCAUAUCUUCCUAUAUAAGUGAAAGAAUCAAAAGAAGUCUACUCAUUUAUUAAAUACACAUUUGUUGUUGAUGUUCCAAGAAUAUGCAAAGAUGAUUUAGUGAUUUUACCACAUAAACUUUGUCAUCAAUUAGGAGGAAUAAAUAGAGUUUAGAUAUGCUAUAGAGUAGCAAGUUCAAUUUAAUUAAUUGAUCCAAUAAAGUUAAAAGUUAGUGAAAUCUCAUCAGAAUAAUAUUUUAAGCAUGAUUUAGAUAUUAGAACUAUGCCUUUAAGAGAAAACUGUGACGAAUUCAUUGUUUUGGAUGUUGAAAAAAUUAAACCUACUAAAAAUGAUUAAAGUAAUCCUUUUUUUAACACCCUUUGUACAGUUGAAAUUAUGAAAGAUAAUGAUCCUGAUUAUAAAUAAUACUAAGUUAGAUCACAUUUAGGAAAUUUCUUAUAAGCAGGAAUGACAGUUCAAGGAUUUGAUUUAAUUAAAUACAAUAAUGAGUUAGAUGAAAUUCAUGAUAAACCAGAGCUGAUUAUUAUUAGGAGAAAACCAGAGAAAAACAAAAAAAGAAAAAAUCAAUUGAAAAGAUUAGAAGUAGAAGAGAUUUAAGAGAAAAAAAAUAAGAAAAAGGAAGGUUAUGAAGAAUAACAAAUUGAAGAAUUUUUAGAAGAUAUUGAGUAGGAUAAACAUCUUUAAGAAAUUUUAAAUCUAUAAUAAGUUUAAAAUCAAGAAUGA